Molecule: messenger RNA, 4505 nt
Organism: Manihot esculenta (cassava)
Lineage: Eukaryota; Viridiplantae; Streptophyta; Magnoliopsida; Malpighiales; Euphorbiaceae
Exons: 10
Coding region: 528-3617 (1029 amino acids)
Cellular component (GO): nuclear pore
Source: RefSeq, a predicted model, not a curated record
AUGCUGUAUUGUCAGCAUUUUCUCCCCUUGGAAAUACGCACUUUUUUCGGAAAUUUGCUUUUGGCUUCAUUUUAAUUUUUCUAUUUUUACUUGAUACUAACAGACAUUCUUCCUAAGUGACUCACAGCUCUUUCUGAAGCAGUGAAGCCCACAGACUUCUCUCUCUCACUCUUGUUUUAUUUUCUUCAAUGAGAAUAUGAUCACGGAAGCGGAACGUUUCGUUUCUUGCAUUUCUCCGGUUUCUCGGCCGCUAGUUUCAGAGAAUAGGGGCUACGCGUUUCAGCUGUUUGGUUGCUGACAAAAUGCUAGGUUAGGGAAGAUGAACGAAGUUUUUAGUGUUUUUUUAUCCUUGCACUUUGAAUGAAAUAAGCAAACAGUUGUGCAGAGCUUAGUUUGAAGUAUUGUCAUUUGAAGUUCUGGAUAUUUUUCUUCGCAACAUUUUCCAGAAUUUUGAUGCCCUUUUGAUUCAAUAUCCACAUACACAUUGGUGUAGUUUACUUUUUUGGAAUACAAAUUUGUACACCAAAAUGGUUCUAGGUGUAAUGGCAAAAAACAGGAAAGGUGCCUCAGUUCAUGUGGAUUAUCUGAUCCACAUCCAGGAGAUUAAGCCUUGGCCUCCAUCUCAGUCUCUGAGAUCUCUCCGUUCAGUACUGAUUCAGUGGGAAAAUGGUGAUCGCAAUUCUGGGUCUACCAACACUGUUGUUCCUUUACUUGGCUCAAUCAUUGGUGAGGGGAAAAUUGAGUUCAUUGAGUCUUUUAGAUUACCUGUGACUUUGAUGAGGGAAAUGUCUAGCAGAGGCAAGGAUGAUGAUUCAUUCCAGAAGAAUUGCAUUGAAUUCAACUUGUGUGAACCUCGAAGGGAUAAGAUCCGGUUGCUGGCAACUGCUGUAAUAGACUUGGCAGAUUAUGGUGUUGUCAAGGAUACGCUUAGUGUAAAUGCUCCAAUGAGCAGUAACAGGAGCUUUAGGAACACGUCUCAGCCAGUUUUAUAUGUUAAAAUCCAGCCAAUUGAUAAGGGUCACACCAGCUCCUCAUCAAAGGACAACCUAUUGAAAGGAGUUUCACAGGACAAGAAUGGCGGUGAAUCAGUUUCAGCAUUGAUGAAUGGAGAAUAUGCUGAGGAAUCUGAGGUUGCCUCCUUCACUGAUGAUGACGCUUCCUCACAUUCAUCUCAAACCAAUGGGGGUUUUCAUCCUCAAAAUGAAAAGUGUGGGCUGGACAGACCAAUAGAAAGUGGAAGGGUAAACGUGGAGCAGCCUAUUGCUUCAAAACCAGGCACUGAAAACCAUAUUGCAUUGCAAGAAAAUCUGGAGGAGUAUUCAUGUUGUUCGUCUUCUGUAGAUUUACCUUCUGAUUUUGGGAGCCCAGUAAAUGCUCAUGCUUCUAAGUCCAACUCUCCUGACUAUAGUUCAAUGUCAAUUCCAGAAAAUGAAGUUGCUCAGCACGUUCAUUCUUCUUCUUCAGCCUUCAAUUAUGCAUGCAAAGAGGAAGAUGCCAACAUCAGCAUGGCAAACAACAGCCAUUAUGAUUUUGUGCAGGAGGUUGAUGAAAAGGUCCCUAGCAGCUCAAUAAAAAUUAGAGUUGAUGCUUACCAGACAAGAGUUGGCGAAAAAACCUUGGGAAGGACUGUAACCUGUGAUGAAGUUUAUAAUAGUUCUGCAGAGGACAUGAAUGGUCAAGUUCUGGAAGAGAAGGGUCAUUUCUCAGAAGAUGAACUGAUUGAUACAUUUUCACAAGAUGCUACUAGAUGUGAAGGCUCACUUGGGACUGAAACACUCUCUUCAAGUGGAGGUGUUGAAAUGAAAGGAAAUAUCCUCAAAAUUGAAAGCUUAAAGCAUGUGAAAUCUGUAAGGUCAUCAUCAGACUCAUCUAGGAGUAAUGGAUUAAUUAGUAGAAACCAACACACUGAAAAGGAAAUUGGUGCCUUGGGAGAUCCACAGAACACUGCAGGAUGCUUUGAAGUUGAUGAAAGAGAAAAUGCUAAGGUUUACCAUGAAAAAGCUACAAGAACAACCUUUUUAAAUGCCAAAAUCCAGCAAUUGGGACACAAAAUAAAUAUGCUUGAGGGAGAACUGAGAGAAGCUGCUGGAAUUGAGGCUGCCCUUUACUCGGUUGUCGCGGAGCACGGAAGUUCGAUGGGUAAGGUACAUGCUCCAGCACGGCGCCUUUCUAGGCUAUAUCUUCAUGCUUGUAAAGAAAGUUCUCGACAAAGGAGAUCUAGUGCAGCUAGAAGUGCUGUUUCAGGACUGGUUCUUGUUGCAAAGGCAUGUGGGAAUGAUGUCCCUAGGUUGACGUUUUGGCUAUCAAAUUCCGUUGUGCUGAGAGCAAUUAUAAGCCAGGAAAUAGGUGACAAAGAGCUGUCACUUUCUGGUAAAAAGAAUGUAGAAAUGACCAGUGGUGGAAAGGAGAACAAGAUGCUGGCAUCUUCGCUAAAAUGGAAGCAGUCAUCUUCCAGCUGGAAGGAAGAUAACAGUGUUAUUUGUGGAGACUUGGGUGAUUGGGAGGAUCCACAUCAAUUUAUAUGUACACUGGAAAAAGUUGAAGAUUGGAUCUUUUCCAGAAUUGUUGAGUCUAUAUGGUGGCAGAGUCUCACCCCACACAUGCAAUCUGCUGCCACAAAAGCAAUUGAUAGAUUCAUUUAUUAUGGCUCAAAGGAAAACCUUGGAAGAACGUCAAGUUCAGGUGAUCAAGAUCAAGAACACUUUUCAUUAGAACUUUGGAAGAUGGCGUUCAAGGAUGCUUGUGAGAGACUUUGUCCACUUAGAGCUGGUGGACACGAGUGUGGCUGUUUGUCUGUGCUGGCCAGACUGGUAAUGGAGCAAUGUGUGGCAAGAUUGGAUGUGGCAAUGUUCAAUGCCAUUCUUCGUGAAUCUGCUGAUGAAAUCCCAACUGAUCCAGUAUCUGACCCUAUCAGUGAUUCAAAGGUUCUUCCUAUUCCAGCUGGUAAAUCAAGCUUUGGGGCUGGAGCACAAUUGAAAAAUGCGAUUGGUAACUGGUCUAGAUGGCUGACCGACUUAUUUGGCAUGGACGAUGACUCACUUAAAGAGGACAAUGACAGGGAUGAUAAUGAUGAGAGACAAGACACAUCCUUCAAAUCUUUCCAUCUGCUUAAUGCAUUGAGUGAUCUCAUGAUGCUUCCCAAGGACAUGCUCUUGAGCAGAUCCAUAAGAAAAGAGGUAUGCCCUACGUUUGGAGCACCAUUGAUCAAAAGGGUUCUUGACAAUUUUGUCACAGAUGAGUUUUGCCCUGACCCUAUUCCUGACAUUGUGCUGGAAGCUCUAGAGUCUGAGGAUCCUUUUGAGGCUGGAGAGGAGACUGUCACAACCAUACCCCAUAUUGCAGCUCCGCCAUUUUAUUUACCACCUUUAGCAGCUUCAGUUGCUGACCUUACUGGAGACUCUGGAAGUCAAUCGCAGCUGAGAAGAAGUGGGUCAGUGCUCAGAAAGUCAUACACCAGCGAUGAUGAGCUUGAUGAAUUGAAUUCACCUUUGGCUUCAAUUUUCCUCAACAGCUCUCAAACUUCACCUGCACCAACAAAGCUGGGCUGGAAAUCAAAGGAACUGGGAAAACAAAAUUCCAUUAGAUAUGAACUUCUUAGGGACGUUUGGAUGCAAUAAUGAACUUCUUAGCGACAUGUAAAUUCCCAAGUACAUAAAACCAGAUGAUGCUUCACCUUUGCAGAUGUGGAGCUCAAACUUAAAAUCCUGCUAGUUGAAGUCUCUAUCUUCCUUGAAAAAUUGGUCUGCCUCAAUAUUGACCAUGUAUGUAUAUUGAAGAACUCCCAUCAUAUAUUUACAACUUAGGUACGACAUAAAGAACAAUAUUGAUGAAAAUUGGUCUAUAACUUUAAUCUCAAGUCAUUAGGUUCAAAAACUGGAGGAGUUAAAAUUAAUUUUUAGCCCCCAAACUAUUAGUCCAAUAGAGUAAUUUUUGCUAGUUUAGCUUAUAUAAGUCUUACAUAAAAACUUGUAUUUUUCGUUCACUCAUAUUUAUAAACCCUCAUAUAAUAUUUAUAAAAUAAUAACUAAGACACAAUUUGCUAUUUUUCUAUUUGUUUUUUUCUGUUCAGCUGCAUCUUACUUAGCCAUGGUUGAAAAUUUUUAAUGAAGAGAAUUUCAAGGUUGAACUUCCACCCCAUUCUCCAUGAAUCUAAAAGAAAAGCGAAUAAAUAAUGGGAAAUUAUUAAUUGUAAUUGAAUAAAUUACUCGUUUCACUAACAUCUGUGUCCCUCUAAUAAUUGUAAAUGAUGAAUUUUAUAUAAAAGGAGUAAUACCUUAAAAUGUAUUUGUAAUUUUAUCAGUAUAUACACAACCGUGCUGUUCUUCCCAGCUCACAGAGGGAAUCCAGCACCAAAAAUAAAAAUAUCACAUGUGGAGUCAAAUAUCAAUCUGGAAUACAGAUAAGAGACCUGAUUGAGAGAUAUAUAUAAACUCAAUGACAAAAAUAAAACAUCUUACUCUCUAUUUGGAAAUAAAACAUCUUAUACUGUGAUUUUAAUAAGAUUU